This is a messenger RNA of Monodelphis domestica (gray short-tailed opossum), 1465 nucleotides long. RefSeq names its product transmembrane protein 61 (gene TMEM61). NCBI's taxonomy places the organism in Eukaryota, Metazoa, Chordata, Mammalia, Didelphimorphia, Didelphidae. The record is from RefSeq and is a predicted model, not a curated record.
GAGGAGCCCGGCUCCGAAAGGUCAGUGGGUCCGCCAGGAGGUGGGGGUGGGGCCUGGGCUGGACUGGUACGUCUCCGCCCGGAGUCGGCGGCUGCAGCAGCCUGGCUUGGGCUGGGCUGGGCAGCGCCCCUGGUCCGCCCGGGAGGCUCCCCAGCACCCACCUCCUCCUCCCAACCCGGGGAGCAGAGCUUGGGGUCCCGCCUCAGGAGGGAGAAAGGGCUGGGAGCCGCCCCUUCUGGCCUCAGUUUCCCUUCCUGUAAAAGGGGCGGAGGCAGGGGAGAAUCCAGGUAUGCCGCAGAUACUGGCAUCUGGUCCAGCCUGAACACUAGUCUCUUUUUCGGGUGCCUCGGGCAGAGAUGUGAUUCUGGUCCUGCUCCCAAUCCACGAAGAAGGCCCAGCUCCGCCUGCCUGGACUGGCCAUGCCCUGUGACCGGAGGGUGGCCUCGUCUUUCCGUUACGGAGUGACCAUCACUGGGGCGGUGGUCCUGGUCACCGGGACGCUCUGCUUUGCCUGGUGGAGCGACGGGGACAUGGAGCCCUCUCUGAGCCCUCAGACGAAAGCUUCCCUCCCGGGGAGGGCAGCCCCCGUGGCCGGCACCCGCGCUCCCCCCGCCGCGCCCCCCAGCGCCCUCCUGAGGUCCGUCAGCUUCUUCUGCUGCGGCGUCGGGGGGAUGCUCCUCCUCUGGGGCCUGCUCUGGUCAGCCAAGGCCAACGUGCGGGCGGCCCCUCGAUGCUAUCCCAGCCGGCUUCCCAGGAGCCUGGGCUACCUCACGGCCGAGCCUGCCGAGAAGUGGAGCCACAGUAGCUGGGCAUCUACCUCAGUCCCCACCUAUGAGAUGGCCAUGAGCUGUAGCCCUCCUGUCCCAGAAGAGGAAGAGGAGAGUGGACCACCUCCAUACAGCAGAACAAAUGGCUUGGCACCAGGAGGACUGACUCGAAGCAUAUCAGAUGGGGCACUGUUGGUCCCUCCCCAGCCAGAAAUGUGGGGAAAUCAAGGCAUAGGCUGGGUCAGCCCCCCACCUAGCUAUGAGAGCAUCAAUGCCUAUGGCCUAUGACUGAUACCCCAGCCUGAACCAAGGUCUUCUUUGGACGUUUGAUAACUGAUGCCAGCCAGGUGGGGGCUAACAAGGAAUCCAGUUGGAGGAGUUAAAGCCCAUGCUGGCUUCUGUCGACUCUCCAGAGACAAUAUUUAGUUGAGGCUAAUAGCCUUGGUUCUCAGGAGUCAAAAAGAGGUGAUAUUUGGACUUGAAUCCAGGUUAGACCUGGAUUUGCAUCCUCAAUGGAUCAUUGCCUUGUUGUGUGACUGAACAAAUGCUUUUGCUUCUCUUGUUUUUUUCUUACUUGAAAAACAAGAAUCUUAAUCCCUGCCCUCUAGACCUCUGAGUGAUGUAGCAUCAGAUGAGAUAACAAAUCUGAAAUAAUUUUGUAAACUAGCGUAUAAUAGAGAUGUGAGGAAUUGUCUUUA